Molecule: messenger RNA, 405 nt
Organism: Perkinsus marinus ATCC 50983
Lineage: Eukaryota; Perkinsozoa; Perkinsida; Perkinsidae
Product: interferon-induced guanylate-binding protein, putative
Exons: 4
Coding region: 1-405 (134 amino acids)
Molecular function (GO): GTPase activity; GTP binding
Source: RefSeq, a predicted model, not a curated record
AUGGCUCCUAGCUACCAUGGUGGCCCCGUACAACUGAUAUCCAUCGAUGAGUCUGGCCAAUGCACUGUUGAUGAGUACGCCUUCAAUAUACUAAGGCAGAUCGAGGGGAAGGUCGCUGUAGUUGGUAUUGCUGGUCUCUACCGUAGGGGCAAGAAUCCUGUCAUGAACAGUCGUCUCCUUGGCCUACAAGAUGGAUUCGACCCCUGCACUCGUGGUAUAUGGAUGUGGGGCCACCCGGUUCAACUAGGGCAGAAUUUUCAUGCUAUUCUCAUCGAUACUGAGGGUCUGGAUAUUCUCAUUGUGCCUUCCUUCUUCGUGUAUGGGUGCGAUAAACGAGGAGAAUCUCGACUAACUCAAUCUGGUGAGUACUCUGGUUUAAGGGUAUCCGGUAAUGCCGUGAGAUAG